Molecule: messenger RNA, 820 nt
Organism: Paramecium octaurelia
Lineage: Eukaryota; Ciliophora; Oligohymenophorea; Peniculida; Parameciidae
Source: the annotation of a GenBank genome assembly
AUUAAAUCGGAUUUAUGGAAAUAUUGAAUAUAAUAUGUAGAAUAAUAAAUAAAAUCAACCAUGCCCUAAAUCACUAAGAGGUAAAAUUUAAAUGUAUUCUUAGCGAAGGAAAGCACAAUAACUAAGCAUUCAGAAGCAUUUAGCAUAGGAGAAUCGAGAUUACUAGAUCCCAAGGAUAAUUUAGAAUUGCAAGUUCUCCGAUAUCCACAUCCUCAUAUGUAUCAAACUACCGGUGUUCAGCUUAUGCCGAGCUUUUCAAACUUCUUAUUUAGCAAUCAAUUCAAUACAACCAUUGCUGAUCAAUUAUUACAGUCUUAAAUGAUACCCCAAAGCAAUGCUUUCUAGGCUAUGCCUUUGAAGAGUUUGGCCGUUGACGGAAUGCGAAUAGUUAGUGAAAUUGAUAUUUUAAUGUUGAGACACUAUUAUCAAUUACGAGAAUAGGUAAAAGUUCUAUAAAUAUUUAGAUUUUUAACAAACACAAUUAAACAACAGCGAAAAGAAUGGAUAACAAUUCCAAUCAAGUCGAUUGGAUCAAAGGAAGAUUCUAAUAUCGAUUUAAAGAUAAGAUCAGUAAAAUGAUGUGUAAAUUGGUGGAUGAAGUUAAAUCACUCUUAAAUAAUAAGACUGAAGAUGAUCAAUAAAUUAAUAUUGAGAAAUUAAGAUUUUUACCAGAAGAACUAAUCUAACUUGAUAAAGAACUUAAGGAAAAGAAAGAAGAUUCAUCUGAAUAUUUGGAUCCAUAUGAGGUCUGUAGAAGGAUUUCUAAACUUAUAGAGAUGUAUUUUAGGAGUUCUGAUUAGUGAUUUAUGUAUGUUCCCAC